Scutellospora calospora is the source of this 138-nucleotide messenger RNA. NCBI's taxonomy places the organism in Eukaryota, Fungi, Glomeromycota, Glomeromycetes, Diversisporales, Gigasporaceae. The record is from the annotation of a GenBank genome assembly.
AUGUCACUUAGCAUUGGCAGACUUGUUCAUUAUGCAGCUGAUGCAGUCCUUGUUUCUGCCGUGCUUGCUGGUAUUAAAAGGUCCACUGGAUUAACAAUUGCCACAAACCGAAUUGAAAACGAAGAAGUUCGAAAAGUU